Messenger RNA from Lachancea mirantina, 1758 nucleotides. The record is from the annotation of a GenBank genome assembly. Lineage: Eukaryota; Fungi; Ascomycota; Saccharomycetes; Saccharomycetales; Saccharomycetaceae.
AUGCCACUUGAUGGCCAAGUGCUAUCACGCGACAUCUGGAUCGAAAUAGCGACGUUUCUAACUUACGGAGACCUCUUGAGUGUGAGAUCUUGUUCCACAUGGCUUAACAAGGUGAUUACCAGUGAUGAGGUAUGGAGACCUAUUUGCGAACAACGAUGGCUGAAGAAUGAUUACAAAGUUUUUGCCAACUACAGGAAGCGCGCCGAGACGAAUGGCUUUAAGUGUUUGUUUGAUUUCUUUAAGUAUAGAAAUCACAUAGACGAGACCAUUGUUAAGACGCUGCGGAAGCUUGGUCAGGGUGACGAUGAUAUUCGACAUUACUGGGAUUCUUUCAGGUCUCUCAUGGAUUAUGGGGAUCUGAUUAUGCCAUUGUUGACGGAAAACAGUCGGAAUGGAUAUACUGGGACCCAUGGGGCCCAUGGACCUCACAAUGAAUCUUUCGAGUUCACGUUUCUCGCCAACCAAUUGCUUACAGCGAUGCAGCAUGGUCUCGUGUUUGAUCUGAUCAAUUGUUGUAGCGGAGACGCAACGACGUUGGAGUGGGUCCAUUACGCGGAAGAAACGGUUUUCCUCCCAUUUUCUGCUUUGGAUUUGAGUUUUAACUUGCUUCUACCGCAUAGAUCUUCGUGUUUUAAUGAAGUCAACGACGCAUUACACCAGAGCUUCAAAAAUUGGUCAGAGUUUAAAAGUUUGCCCAGCACGCUGAAAGUAGAUAGAGUUAUGAAGCAUCUUUUUCAAGUUUUGACAAACAGGAGAAACCCACAGUGGGAUUCGCUCUCGCGGUUUUACUUAGACGAUUUUUUCUUGCUUCGGGUGUACGCUGGUGAGGCCAGGGGCCAUCCGUUGGUGCUGUUGGCAAUUAUACAGGCGUUCGCGUCCUUUUACGGCAUAGAAGCUAUUCUGUGCGAAGAAUUCUUGAUUGUGCGAGACGAAAAAGUACGUUCGGGCCAGACUUAUAUUACGGUUUCACAAGCGGGCAGGCCCCGCAUAUUUACUCAAAAGGGGCUCAUCGAAUCCAUGUGCCGUAUUUUCCCCAGCCGACAAGCGGUACUGAACACUGUGAUUCCGCGACUGUGUCAACCACUCAAAACCAAGAGUUUACUCACCAAAUUGUUCGACGAAUGGUACCCUUAUUGCAAGAAAUCGUAUUGGAAGGCAUUGCCCGGGAGAAGAUGCGAUUUGCUUUCAAAAGCUAUGCCCCAUAGUUUGACGCCUGCCUCUCCAGCUGUGUAUGAGUACGCACAGGCAUACUGGAAAAUUAAUCAACUACCGCCACACCCGUCGUUCCGAGCCGUGGGGAAAGCCCGAUUCGCAAGCUACAUCCUAGAACAAUUCCCUCACGACUAUCCAUUACUUCAAAGCCUAAAAUUUAUAAGUGACAGCCAACUACCCAAGGUUCCAAAGGACAUCAAGGUUAAACUGUUCUCCACCAAAUACCUGAUCACAGAGGGCUCCAUUGAAGACACAGGCAAAUUUGCAAUCGAUAGCCGAAAUGAACAACAGAGUUAUAUUGUCAUUGCGACGAAAAACAGCGAAAAUGGGAACACAUAUUACAUGUUACUCGAUUUUUUGGGAGAAAUCAUCGUUUCACUAAAGGAAGACUUUCGACUGGCAGAUAAGACUACGAGCGAUGCGAUUUGGCAUAAAAUGCGCCAAUAUUUGAAUUUCUCAGAUCUUGGACUCUUUUUCACUCGCUACGAUCAAACCAAGUGCAGAUUGGUUCCAUCAAAUUCUUACGCAGAGUACCUGAAAGCUUGA